Messenger RNA from Daphnia magna, 6752 nucleotides. RefSeq names its product lysine-specific demethylase 6A (gene Utx). Gene Ontology annotation, cellular component: MLL3/4 complex. Gene Ontology annotation, biological process: regulation of gene expression. The record is from RefSeq and is a predicted model, not a curated record. Lineage: Eukaryota; Metazoa; Arthropoda; Branchiopoda; Diplostraca; Daphniidae. The transcript is spliced from 20 exons. Gene Ontology annotation, molecular function: histone H3K27me2/H3K27me3 demethylase activity; protein binding; chromatin DNA binding. Bases 1888 to 5688 code for a protein of 1266 amino acids.
GAGUCAUAGAACCCUGGUUGGUUCACUAUGGCAUUCCCCCCUUGCAAAAAAGGGGAUACCUUGUGCAAGCCAUAUGGCAGUUUUUGCUCCGACGCUUGCACUGCCUCUACCGGGCUUGUUAGGCAUUCGCCAAUCACAAUAUCCCUUUGUAAAACAACUGGGCCAAUUGCGAAGGAUUUUACUUAGCCAUCAAGUUUGGGAGGAGUCUCUAACAUAAACACAGAGAAUUUUCUAAGUCUUUAAAGUGAAACCGCCAAACACACGACAAACAAUCACAAAUUGAUAUUGUUCAAAUGUGUUUUAAAUUUUGUUUUCAAAUACAUUCGUAAAAAGAGCAUACGGCACAGGCUUAAAUUAGUUUAAAGCUUUAUCUGUGAAUUACAAACACUUAACAGGUACAGAAAGUUGAUGGAAAAGUGACUUAUGUCACUUAACUUGUAGCAAACAAGGAACCCUGAAUGAAAAAUGCGGAAAAAUUCUAACCGACAUUUGGUCAAAUGCCACCGGGCUGAUCACGCAGGCGAGAUUUAUUUAUCUUUUUUUCGUUUCUUAAUGAGACAGUUGCAUGCAAUGCAAUAUGCACCUCUACGUCCAGUGUUAUUUAUUAGCAUGUUUUCUUACGUCUCCUUCUUUCUUUUUUGAAUUUUCCUUCGUUACGACUAGUAAAAUUUCGGAAUGGGAUAUCAGGUUGGAGAUCUUUUUAUUCUUCACUUAAAAACAAAAAAAUAUUACCCGUUAGUUAUUGUAAAAAAAUAAAUAUUUUGAUUCUUGCGAGGAACAAGAAAAGACGUUGAUGAAACCGUUUCUUUAUCUUUUCUUUGCAACGAUAGACAAGACCAACUGCUGCCACCAGCAUGCCCAACUUCUUUCUUUAGUGCUCGAGGCCCACAUUGAUAAAAGGUCUUGGUCUGUAGUCCCUGUUUACAUUGUUCCGAUGGACCAGGGUUUUCCCUAAUGAUGGUUCAAAUUAUGGUAAUGAAUAUACAAAAUGCAAUUUUCUCUGUUAAAAUAAUAAUUGUAGUGUGACAUCAACUACCUUUGUGGUUAUCGUUGGGCCUCUCUUGAAAUGGCUGUCUAAAACUCUUCAGUCCUCGGGUUGGCACUGGUUGAUCUACAUAAAAAAGUAUUAUUAUCAGAGAGAAAAGUUAAAAGGGUGACUUGUUUUCCUUACCAAGGUUCAGUAAAUGCUUGGGCUUUGCAUCACUUUUCAAGUUCCAACGUUGAAAUGCGAAAAAAAGUUCCUCCAAUUGUCCUACCCUUCACAAUGUCGGCAUCGUCAAAAUGACGACUACACAAACGGGAAUUAGACGUCAAAUUACUGGAAGAAACCAACGACUUUCAAUCAGUGAAAGAGGAUGGUGGAAUCUGGAAAAAAGUUAUUCCGUUUUCUUUAGAGUUUUCUUUUCCAUACAUCACUUGACAGCCAGCUACAGCGCACCGACGCUUAGCCGCCAUUUUUUCCCUUUGUUCUCUCGGUUCUCUUCACUACCGAAAGUUUCUUAGUAUUCUCCCAGACGGCGCUACGACCGUUGGCGGAAAAAAUAAGCUCCGCCCCCAAAACCUAGAUUUUUUCGACCUUUGGCUUGCUCAAGGCAUCCCCUUUUUUGCAGGGGGGGAAUGCCAUAGUGAACCAACCAGGGUUCUAUGACUCUGAUUUAACAUGUCUGGUUGGGUUAUUUAAUCCUGGAAAGGCAACCCUGCUUUCGUGUGAUGUCUGUUUUGGCUGUCAUUGCAAGUUUCGGAAAUUUUAGGUAAAAUGAAAGAUUAUUUUCUUUCAAAGUGAAAAAUUGUUUUCUGGCCCCAGCUUAUACUUCUCCUUUGCUGAAGCUUGGGAUACGCGUUUCGUUUUUAAGUUUUGGAUGCCAUUAGCAAAAAUUAAAACUGUCAAUGAAAAUGACACAAUUACAACAAGAGAAAGAUACUGUUGAUAUCAACUUGACUCCACAGGAACUUCAGAUUUUAUCAGAACUUGAUAGUCGUCAAUACGGGUUCUUGCAACUUAACAGCCCUGAACAUGCUACAAAGAAAAUGUUGGUUGUGAAAGCAAUUCAAUAUUUAGAGCGAAUGCUGAGUCAAGCUCACCAGCAGUUGAAAAAUGAAUCAGAAAACUUGGAUAAGGGAAUCAAUAUUGAUCCCAAAACAUACUGCAAACUGGGCCAUUUUAACAUUCUUAUUGAAGAUUAUCCUAAAGCAAUGUCCGCCUACCAGAAAUUCCGCUCCCUUAGAACUGACCACUGGAGGGAUACUAACUAUCUUUAUGGCCUUGGAUUAGUUUACUUCCAUUUCAACUCUUUCAAUUGGGCGAUCAAAGCGUUCCAGCAACUCCUGUACAUUGACCCGGUCUAUUGCCGAGCCAAUGAGGUACACUUGCGGCUAGGCUUGAUUUUCAAGGUUACCGGCGAGUUGGAAUCGUCGUUGAAGCACUUCCAGCUUACCUUGAUCGAUUCAGCCCCGUGUUCGCUCAGCCAGCACGAAAUCCGAUUUCACAUAGCACACCUGUACGAGGUCUCCAACCGGAUCAAAACUGCGAAAGAACAAUACGAACAGCUGCUCCUGGAAAAACAACUGCCUCCGCUCGUCCGAGCUGACAUCUACCGGCAAUUGGGCUGGAUGCACCACUGUGUUGAAUCGCUUGGAGAACGGAAUCAACGUGAAUUGCAAGCGAUUCAGUAUCUGCAGCAAGCUAUCGAAGCAGAUCACAAAUCUGGCCAGAGUCUGUACUUACUCGGACGUUGCUACGCUUCCAUCGGUAAGGUUCACGAGGCCUUUUUAGCCUAUCGUAACUCGGUGGAUAAGACCGAAGGCAAUGCGGAUACUUGGUGCUCUAUCGGAGUUCUUUAUCAGCAGCAGAACCAGCCUAUGGACGCACUGCAAGCGUACAUAUGCGCUGUCCAACUAGAUAAAAAUCACUCUGCCGCUUGGACCAAUUUAGGUAUUUUAUACGAGACAAGUAAUCAACCGCGAGACGGUCUAGCGUGCUACGUUAACGCUGCUCGAGGGAGUGCGAGUAAGAAUCACGGCAAACCUGUACACCCCAAUUUACUCCAGAGGACAAAGUUUCUUCAACAACAGCUGGAGGGCGCUCCCACCCCUACGUCGUUCAACAAACCUCGAUUGUUACCUUCUAUUGAAGACGCUUGGAACUUGCCCAUCACCGCCGAAAUGAAUUCAAGGCAGCAGCAGAUGCAGCAAAGAGGAGCGGCUGGCCAAGGUGUAUUUCCUCGAGGUCCAGGAUUUGUUGAAGGUCCGUCACAGACCAAACGUUUUAAAGUGGAAGGGUCAGUAGAAGGUCCUGGACCUCGGCCGCCGUUGCCACCGUUCUACCUGACGUCACAGCAACUCCAGAUGCUGCAGUAUCUACAGCAGAACCAAAACAGCCUCACGCCGCAACAGCAACAGCUACUUUUGCAGCUUCAAAAUCAUUACAGGUUGAUGCAACAGCAUCAGCAACAGUUGCGACUUCAACAACAGCAGCAACAGCAAAUGAUACGAACUGGGCAGCCAUUUUCUCCUAGGCCUCAAGGACCUUUUCCUAUUGGUUCCCUACCCCAGCAGCAGCAACAGAAUUUUACGAGAGCAGCCGUUCCUCAGACGUCUUCAGUCCAACUCCCUCAACAGCAACAACAGCAGCCUUACAUGUCGUGCCCCCCCGCCCUCUCAUCUCCAUCGGGGGUGAGCGAUCAAGAGUUGCAGGCUUUAUUAUCACAAAAAGACAUAGCUGCCACUUUGGCUGAAGAUCUAUUAAAGCAGUUUGCUCAAGAAGGUGAAUUAGAUUUAGAGCAGCCACAGCCAGUCGUGGCACCGACCACAUCUUUGCCAACAUCCCAACCAACCACCAACCUCGUUCACAAUCCACCAUCCAAUAUUCGCAUCGCUAAAGAACCAACGCCAGUCUUGGCCAUUGGUGGCCCUAUGGGGCGUUCUUCCACUCCCCGCAACCGUGGUGCUCUUAAAGGCCGUGGCUAUUCCAAAAUCAUGGAAGAUGCAUCCGAUACGGAAGAAGAAAAAAGCCAAUUGAGCAGCAGUGAUUCGAGCACUAGCCAACUGAAAGAAGCUAACAUUAAAAUGUCAGCUCGUGAAGUUUUGGAUUCAUGUCGCGGAGCCGUUGGUUUCCAGGGAUUGCGUCGUUUUCACAUUUUAUCAGUCACUCUACCUCCUCCUCAACCCCCCGAGCCACCCGUUUCAGCAGUUCGUUUGAGCCGUGAGCAACUCUUGCCUCCUACGCCGAGUGUCUACUUGGAGAGUAAAAAGGAUGCAUUCAGCAUCCAACUCCAAGAAUUUUGCCUGAAGCACCCAAUCGCCGUCGUGCGUGGCAUGGCGUCGGCCUUAAAAAUGGAUUUGGGAUUAUUUUCGACGAAAACAUUAGUGGAAGCCAAUGCCGAUCAUCCAGUGGAGGUGAGGACGCAACUGCAGCAACCACCCGAUGAAAAUUGGGAUCCGACAUUGAGUCGCCGAGGAUGGGCGUGUAUUUCUCAUCGAUCCAUCACUACAAUUGCCAAGUACGCUCAAUACCAAGCCUCGAGUUUCCAGGAGAGCCUCAAGGAGGAACAUGAAAAGAUGACUAGCGGACAACAUCCGGUUGGAGGUCAUCGUCUGGAUUCAGAUUCAGAUUCAAAGGAUUCGGUGGGCACAUCUAAUCGUGGACUGGGUCUCAAGAAAGGCCGCGGCAAGCACGGUUACAAGACUAUCAAAUUUGGUACCAACGUCGACUUGUCGGACGAGAGAAAAUGGCGCCCUCAGCUUCAGGAGUUAAUGAAACUACCGGCCUUCGCCCGCGUUGUAUCGGCCAGCAAUAUGUUGACUCAUGUCGGUCACGUCAUAUUGGGUAUGAACACCGUCCAGCUUUACAUGAAGGUACCUGGUAGCCGGACGCCGGGUCAUCAGGAGAACAACAGUUUCUGCUCCAUCAAUAUCAACAUUGGGCCAGGCGAUUGUGAAUGGUUUGGUGUGCCUGACGCAUAUUGGGGAGCCAUCCACACGUUAUGCGAGAAGAACAACAUAAACUUUCUUCAUGGAUCGUGGUGGCCAAUGAUGGAAGAUUUACUAGAAGCAAAUAUUCCUGUUUAUAAAUUUUUGCAGCGGCCUGGUGAUGUAGUGUGGGUGAAUUCCGGGUGCAUCCAUUGGGUACAGGCUAUCGGAUGGUGCAAUAACAUAGCGUGGAACGUGGGUCCUCUUACUGCUAGGCAAUAUCAGCUGGCUAUUGAUCGCUACGAAUGGAAUAAACUGCAAAGCUUCAAAAGCAUCGUGCCCAUGAUACAUCUAUCAUGGAACUUGGCCAGAAACAUCAAGGUUUCAGAUCCAAAACUAUUCGAACUUCUUCGAAACACAUUAAUGAAGACCCUACGCCAUACGCAAUUAAUUACACAGUUUGUGCGUUCGAAAGGGGUGCAAGUCCGGUUCCAUGGACGAGGCAAGAAUGAAGCCUCACACUAUUGUGGACAGUGCGAGGAAGAAGUCUUCAACAUGUUGUUCAUCAAAGAGCAGGAAAAGAAGCACGUGGUCCAUUGUUUGCACUGCUCGCGCAGACAUAGCCCGAAUCUAGAAGGAUUCGUCUGUUUGGAGGAGUAUCAUCUGGAGGACUUAAUCGAGACGUAUGAUUCAUUUGUCAUGCACCCGCUCAAUGCACAAAUACAGCAACCCCCGACACCAGUGCCCACCACAUCUGGAACUUCUUUGUUAUCAUGCUGAAGAAAACGAAACUUUUGUAUUACAGACUUUCAUAAAGUUGUAAUUGUAAUAUGGUUCAUUGUAAUGUUCAAACAUGUUUCGUUACUAAGGCGUUGAAACUACUGCCACUCGACAGCAGGGACCCUUUUAUUUUCUCACGUCGGAUUUUGAAUUUGUAGCGUGUCCCUUCUUGGCUCUGCCUCAAUCCUGAAGAAUGGUGUGACCCUCCUUUUAUUUUGUGAUAGUUUUCACCUUUUAUCCUGUUCUGACCGGAUUUCGUGCUUAUGAAUUUUUACUACACUAAAUUUCUAUCGAGGCCUAAUUGAAAAAUUGUAAAAAAAAAAAAAAAUAAUAAUAAUAAGCAUAAAUUACUGCCUCUCCGGAAUUCCGUGUACGUCGGAAUUCAGUAAUGUUUGAUUUUGGAAACGUUCUUUUUGCGGACACUUCCAUCUCAUUCUUCUUUUUUAAUUUUUACUUUGUCUCUCUAGGAGUGAAAAAAUCAUAAUUGAAUAGCUACCGUUCAGUGUAGUCGAAUCUAUUUCAAUCCCUUGUAAGGUCUACUGUAAUGAAUUGAAUUAAGAUCUCCCAGAUAACUCCACCUCCCUCCCCCCUUCCCCUCCGAUAUAUCGUUGUGUCUUGUACCUCUUUAAGGAGAAGACCAUGCAUGUGUUCAGAUGGCACUGCCAGCUAUGCUAAUGAAAUUCUGUGUAAUUUUGCUCUGAUCCUUGUGUUUCAAUGUGCCCGUUAGCCAAAUGAUGUUGUGCACCAACUUCGAGAUACCAGGGACUAUCUUCAUUUAGCUCGUGGUGGUGUUUUCCUCAUCCACAAAUGGGCCCAGUCUGUUCAUAUUUUUCUGUCUAUGCAAAGUUGCUCUGCAUGCGCAUUCAAUGGACACGAUGCACAAGCACUUUCUCGUUAUUAUGUUAUUAUUCCCCUGUUGCAGUGGAACCGUUUAGUUGCUCAACCAUACAGCCCAAAAUAUGAGGAAUUCUAAUUACCCAGUCUUUAAUCUAAAUUUAGAUUAAUUCGACACAUUCCUCGUUGCUGUCUGCACUUGGACAAUACACUGCGCGUUCGAUUGAAAA